Molecule: messenger RNA, 384 nt
Organism: Cylicostephanus goldi
Lineage: Eukaryota; Metazoa; Nematoda; Chromadorea; Rhabditida; Strongylidae
Source: the annotation of a GenBank genome assembly
AUGUCCUCAUUUGAAUCUUUUCUUGAGAGUGACUCAUUUUUUUCGAUUGACUUAACGACAAAAGAGGAUGAAAAGGUGUGGGAAGCAUUUUACAUCAAAAGGCAAAAGAAAACCGACAAAGAGAAGGAAGCUUAUGUCAACACAUGGCUGAAAACAAACGAAGAUGUUUGGAAAGCCAGCACGCUGAGAACUCAUCAUCUCAACCAUAAACGCGAAAGAAACCCGGAGACGAAUCCUCUACGUAAAAAAAUGUUAGAAUCUUUGAACUCUGAUACUUCAACAACAGCUAUUAACAAAAGCGGUGAUACUGCAAACAGUUCACCAAAGAGCGUCACCACAACCAAGAAAAGUACUCGAGGACGAAAACGCAAGGCGAACGACUAA